UGAGAGAGGAGGAAGCACAGACAGAGAGAGAGAGAGAGAGAGAGAGAGAGAGAGAGACGGGAGAAAAGGAGCCGAAAGGAGGAAAAAGUCGGAGGUCAUGGAGGCCGAGGUGGAGGAGGAGGACGGGACGUUCACCAACAUCUCCCUGACGGACGAUCCAGUGGACUCUGGACCUGCAGCCCUGUAUCCCACCCAGGAGAGCGACCUCUUCAUCAUGAACUGCGACAUCGACGGAGACGUGGAGAACCAGGUGGAGAUGGAGGAGAAGACCCGGUUAAUAAACCAGGUCCUGGAGCUGCAGCACACUCUGGAAGACCUGUCGGCCCGAGUGGACGCCGUCAAAGAGGAGAACCUGAAGCUGAAGUCGGAGAACCAGGUCCUGGGUCAGUACAUCGAGAACCUCAUGUCGGCCUCCAGCGUCUUCCAGACCACCGACACCAAGAGCAAGAGGAAGUGAUCCGGGGAGGAGGAGGAGGAAACCCGGCGGAGGUUCUCCGCUUCCCCACUUUCUGUUUCAGUAACCUGGAGUGACUCUUUCCUGCCGACUCACUCAUGUUAACCUGUAGAGUCGAUGCGGCCCGGAGCCGCUGGUCCACGGCGAGAUGUCUCCUCUAACCUCUUCAUGUUCCGACCCAAAGGUUUCUCCUUCCCGCUCUGUUUGUAAAAUAACGUUUCGAUCUGAUUUCCUGGACUCAAACUGACCCACUGUGCUAAAAACCAACCCCAGCGUCCCGACUGGAGCUCAUUCAUCUGCCUUUCAGUUCCUUCAGUUUCAUUUUGUGACGUGUUUUUGUGGAAGAGUUGGGAGUCAGAAGUCGCAGGAGGAAAUCAGUGUUACAGAGAAUCGAGUAUUUAGACGGCAUGUUUGCAUCGUAUAUCGAGAUCGUUCAGCAUAUCUAAUCCAUAAUCCCUGGAUGCAGAAGAUUUAAAUCAGUGUUUGUUGGUACCUUUAGAAAGCACAGAAACAGGAAGUCGUUAAAAGUAGAACAUAUUAAAGGAGGAAGUCGUAUUAAAAGAGGGUCUGCUGUGCUCCUGUUUUAGUUUUUGCUGAAUUUUAAAGUGAGCUGUGUCAUUUGACACCAGGAUUAAUUCAGAGAGUUCACAGCCUUAAGUCUGGAAUGGAUCUGCAAAUAUCUGCAAUUUGACACCAGCCUCGUGGUCCUCCAAUUCUCAUUGUCAACAGCGUCUUGUAAUUUGACAUCAGCCUCAUUGCCUCGAAAAUAUGAUCAGUUUCCUGAAGAGGGAUGACUUAAAUGUUACGAUUUAAUGCUUAAUCUGAAUAUUUAAUCCACUAAGAUCAGAACUAGAUGAAGAGUUUUGUCAGUUUAGUGUGAAAACGAGGCUCAGCGGGCCGCUUUUAAUCCGACUUCUGGUUUUCCUUCCGUUUGUAAACCCUUUAAAGUGAGAGCUGAGCGUGGAUCCUCUGGUUCCGGUUCCUUCCAUCUGGGGAGCAAAGCGGGGGGGAUGAGGUUCGAGAGGCUGGCUGUAUAUGCUGUAAUUUAUUCAAGUUAUUUUGAUAUUUUUUAACAGUUGUAAAAAGUAUUUUGCCGUUUGUGUCCCGUCUACACGCAUCCUGCUACCGUCUCCUUUCUGUGUGGAGAAACUGCACCUCUGCCUUUAAAGAUGAGUUUUGUUUGUUUUAAUAAAAUCCUAAUAUCCUAAGAUCCGUCUCACU
Molecule: messenger RNA, 1675 nt
Organism: Salarias fasciatus (jewelled blenny)
Lineage: Eukaryota; Metazoa; Chordata; Actinopteri; Blenniiformes; Blenniidae
Gene: scoca
Product: short coiled-coil protein a
Exons: 4
Coding region: 98-457 (119 amino acids)
Cellular component (GO): trans-Golgi network
Source: RefSeq, a predicted model, not a curated record